This is a messenger RNA of Ogataea angusta, 840 nucleotides long. RefSeq lists its product as uncharacterized. Lineage: Eukaryota; Fungi; Ascomycota; Pichiomycetes; Pichiales; Pichiaceae. The coding region runs from base 1 to 840 and encodes 279 amino acids. The record is from RefSeq and is a predicted model, not a curated record. The transcript has a single exon.
AUGGCUUCGGAAAAGGAAAAUGAAGUCCUGUCAAUGUUUUUUGACGAUGCCUUUGUGCCUCACGACUACCUUGACGCCCUAUUUACAUCUUCACUAAAUCUCACCGGUCCACAAUUAAAAAACAAGUCCGUGACAUUCGCAUCUCCCAACUCUCUUAAAUCACUACAAGGUAAAUGUCUCUCGCUAUUGACACAUUUGGACUAUUACACCAACGAGCUCACGCGCCAAUUUGAGAAGAAGCUUCAAGAUUUGCACAAUUCGUCGUCUAUAAUAUCAUACGCCUCGGAAAAUAGUGGAGGCAUUACCAGGCUGGAGUACUACGUGGAAUAUCUAGCUUCCUCCAUCAACUCUCUCAACAGAGAUAUGGACGACGUGAACGCAAGAUUGAACAACGUGCAGCAUCGCCCAGAGUCACAGGAGCUAAUCAAAGACAUUCAAACACUCAAACUGGUGAAAGACCGUAUACAAGCUGUGCUAAAUAUAUUCGAGAGUGUUCAAGCAGUGGUGCUGACGAGUGCAAUCGAAGACGAAAGGUUGAAUGGCGCGCAUCAAUCUUCUUCAUUGGCGCCAACAGGUGCGUCCUCCGAUGAGGCAGCUACCAAUGUCUCACUGGACACGUUUUCGUCCUCACUCAACAUCUUGGAAGAGACGAUUAUGGAACAAAUACAGAAGGAAAAAGGAUUAGGCGAGCCGAACAACGACCUUUUGGAGAAGAUCCAGGUUCUUGUGGAUUUGACUCCCUUCUUCAAGAGCCUCACCAGGUUCUACCCUGUCUAUGCUGAUUUUGCUCAGUUCCUGGAGAACGAGAAAAAACGGUACCUUGCAAAAUUUAAUAAAUAG